Diorhabda sublineata is the source of this 437-nucleotide messenger RNA. RefSeq names its product mitochondrial import inner membrane translocase subunit Tim9 (gene Tim9a). Bases 124 to 420 code for a protein of 98 amino acids. The record is from RefSeq and is a predicted model, not a curated record. NCBI's taxonomy places the organism in Eukaryota, Metazoa, Arthropoda, Insecta, Coleoptera, Chrysomelidae. The transcript has 3 exons.
CUUGUCCAUCGAUCUAAGCAGCAAGUAGUUCAACUGAUUUUAGUGGUGAUAUAACCUCACAUAAUUCCAUCAUAUUUUCUCGAUUUUAUCCAAAUAGAAUUACAUAUUAAAUAAUUAAUAAAAAUGAGCGUACCUUUACCUCCCGGAACUGGAAUCGAGAAUAUUGAUGGUGACCAAAUUAAAACAUUUAAAGAAUUUCUCAUAUCUUACAAUAAACUAACCGAGCUGUGUUUUACUGAUUGUAUUGUAGACUUUUCAUCAAGAACCAUAAAAGGCAAAGAAGAAAAAUGCGCGCUAAACUGUAUGGAGAAAUUUCUGAAAGUAAACCAAAGAAUAUCACAGCGUUUUCAAGAAUUCCAAGUUUUAGCUAACGAAAGCGCCAUAGCGGCCGCUCAAAAAAUGGAAAAAAGUGCAGGAUAAAUAAAUGUCAAUAUUGU